Messenger RNA from Australozyma saopauloensis, 2466 nucleotides. RefSeq lists its product as uncharacterized. The transcript has a single exon. The record is from RefSeq and is a predicted model, not a curated record. The coding region runs from base 1 to 2466 and encodes 821 amino acids. Lineage: Eukaryota; Fungi; Ascomycota; Pichiomycetes; Serinales; Metschnikowiaceae.
AUGGAAAAUUCGGUUCCAACUGUCAAAUCUGAGGAUCCACGUUUGCCAUCUACCGAAAUGAGCGACUCAGCUGUAGCUCCUGAAAAACAAGUGGAAACUAGCGAAAUGAAUGGAGAUACGACAAACCACGUGUCUUCGGAAGCAGAUCUUGCUGGCUCAACAAAUGCCACAACCGACGACCAUGUGCUCCCUGCUCAAUCUCAUAACGGUAAUGGAAUCGUCAAAUCUGAAGAGUCAACUGGAAUAGAUGAGGUUGCAAACACUGAGCCCUCUGGCAAUGGAGGAGUUCAGAGUACACAAUCACUGCAACAUGAACAAAAUGGCGUUUCCGAUAACAUGACCAAUGGUGGGUCGUCUGACUCUCAUGAGCCAUCGGCGGCUCCAAUAGAUCACCAUGAACCCAAGAUUGAAGAAGCUGCUGAUUCGAUCAGCCAUGUGGCCGAGACCCCAAAAAAGAGAACAGCUUCUGAAUCAUCGGAUGGGUCAAAAAAAAGAAAACAAGCUGUUUUGAAUUUUUCAAGCUCCCAGGGUCACACCUCUUUAGGAUUGUCCUCAACUGACCAAUCUGAGCAAAAGAGUGAAGAUAACGCUGAAUCAGAUUUGAAAGCAGAGAAUCAUACUGCGGAAGAUAAUGAUAAGCCACAGGGCAACGACGGUGAGUUCCUCGUGAAACUAUCCUAUAGAAAGGCAGCCGAGCCUAGAAAAACCCGAGCCAAAAACAAAGCCAACGAACAGCCCCAAGAAAAGGUUCGCAAUUUUGAAAGAGCAGCUAAAAAACCUCUUCCAAAGGAGAAGCCUCUUCAUCUUCCCCUCGGCAAAUUCAAGAGGGCCCCAUCAAAAAGUAAGCUUCCACCUGGCCCUACCACCAUUCUCAGGGAAAACAACCGUAACGCUCGCCCUCUUCCCGGUCCUUUGGUUCCAUUAAAUUAUGAUCUCUAUGAUGGAAACGUUGUUGAGAAUGAUGCAAACAAAGUUGUGGCCUCUGCGAGCUUGGCUUUUGGUUUCCCAUUGAAGCCAAAUCCAAACUCGUACGAUAUUAUGUACAUUCUUUUGUUCUUAAGCAAGUUUGAGCCUAUUGUACAAGCUGGUCCAUUGGGCCCAGAUGACUUCGAGAAGGGCCUUGAUCUCGAAAAUGACCUGGACUCUCCUAAAAUUUCUCAAACUAUGGAGGUGUUCUUCCGUCGUCUUCUUGUAUUAUUGCUUAACAGAAAGAAGGCCAUACCAAAGGAUGGACAGCGUCCUGCCAUUCAGGAGCUUCAAACUAAGUACGUCUCAUUCGGUCUUCCUGAAGAAUGGAGAGAUGACUCCAACAUCAAAGAAGUUGAUUCUUUUCCAUGUGUUCCAGAAAACGAUAUUGUUGACCCUUCCAAACCCCCAGUUGCUCCUGAAGAUCUCCUCGAGUACGAAGGCCCCAAGGAGAUAACAAAUGUCUUCCACAGCAAAAGAUUCGAAGACUUUGGUCUUGCAGGUAUCGAAUCAUCAAGACAGAGAGUUAUCUUGCUUAGGACUAUGGUUGUUUGGUGUUUGUCUGUGUCUUUACGUAUAAAGACUUAUUUGACUUCAAUUGUCAGUAAGCAGGAAGUUCCGGGCGAAAGAGACAACAUCUAUGUAUCCCGUGCUGUCAUGAACGGAUUUUCACAAACUUUAGAAUCCAAGAAAGAUCAUGAAGUAAAGGUGGCCCGUAAAACUAAACCAACUACCAAGGGUGGCUUGCAAGACUUUGAUCUACGCCUUGCGUACAUGGACCCAACUUCUAACCCAAUGGCCCAUCCACUUGCCCUCAGAUUAAAUGAGUUUGUUGCGGGUGACAUAGGAUUCCACGUGGGUAGGUUUUAUCUCGUGAGACUGGCUGAUGCUUCUGCUGGUGGUCUCGGGUCUCUCGCUGAAAUGAAACAGGCCGCAAAGUUACAACCAGGUGACCGCUCUAUGGCAACUAAUUUCAGGCUUUAUGUCGAGGAUGUUUAUUCUCUGUUGGAGCAAUGUCUUCGGGUAGAAGGUGUUGAAUUCAAUUCCGAAGGUGAAGAAGUUGCUCAUGAUGUCAAAUAUGACGAUACAAAGUAUUGGUAUACCGUGGCAUCGAACUACAAAGAAUUGCAAGCUUUCACAGAUCUUAUAGGAGAAAAAUUGGCCAACUACAAAACCCAUCCAGGAGCUAUUCCACCCAGUUCGGAUGCAUAUAGGCCAUUGCUUUACAUGUAUCAAUACCUUUGCCAUGUUACGCCGAUUAUCGGAGAACUCGAAGGCUUGUACGCUGGUGGAUCAGGAGAACUGAGAUCUUCCAGAAAGAAGGCCGUCAACUACAAACCUCCCUCUCACUGGGAAGCAGAAACGGAAGAUUCGGAGAAGAGAGGCGAUGAAGACUACUCUGAAGGUGGUGAGGAGGCAUUCGAGGAUGAAGAAGACGUUGACGAAGGCGAAGAGGCUCAAGAAGAUGAGGAGGAGGAAGAGGCCGAAUUCCUGGAUUAG